CGCGAGAAUCUAUGGGAUCAGUGUUCCAUGCGUGAGGAAUCGGACAUUUCCAGCAACCCGUCGGAGAUCUCAGAGCUCAGAAUGCCGACCUGCAAUAGAGAAGGACUCAUCCCCCGCGUCAAAUACAUGUGGACGAGGCAAAACGCCACCGUCAAGUACGGCGUCAUCGUCCUGCUCAUCGCGAUGGUCAUCGCGUCGUCGUACGUCUACUACGACGAGAUCGUGAGCCUCUUCGAGACGGAGGUCAUAAGCACCCGCGCCAGGAGGAAGAUCAAGAAGAAGGCGGAGUGCCCGGCCAAGGCGGGGACCAAUCGGGGUUCCGCUUGGGCUAUUGGAUUCAGUUGAUCGGAACAGGAAGUUACGUUUGCCCCCACAAAAUUGUCGUUCGAAAUGCCGGGCAAUGUGAAAUCACGUGGUGCGCCUGAACCUUUUUUCGACUAGAAUUAUCAAAAUGAAGGCGCAUUUUAAAUGUAGAAACGGACUCUACCCCGGCUCCGCCGUCCAGCGCGCCGUGGUCCCCGACGAAAAAGUCUGCUGGAGCGUGGAAUGGCCCGAAUACAAACCGGUCCCGUACACGUCUCCCAAAGCAACGAACCAACCCUGGGCCGAUCCGGACCUCUCAGAACCAAGUUUCAAGCCCACGUGGAACCAACUGGACGGUGAUGUCAACCGGAAAAGUUUCACGGGCGAAUACGCCAUCGCGGAAAAAGCACCCUUGAACCCUGUCGGGAGGACCGGUAUCGUGGGGCGGGGGUUGCUCGGGAGGUGGGGCCCGAACCACGCCGCAGACCCGAUCGUGACCAAGUGGAAAAGGGACGCCAGUGGUAUCGUAGCCACGAGCGGCGGGAAGAAGAUCCUCCAGGUCGUUCUCAUUCAAAGACGGGACUGUGGGGAAUGGGCCAUCCCUGGAGGGAUGGUCGACCCUGGCGAGAACGUCUCGCGCACCCUGAAGAGGGAAUUCAUGGAGGAAGCCCUGGAUUCCUUGACCAAGUCGGACGAAGAGAAGAGCAAACUCGAGAAACAGCUCAACUCGUUUUUUGCCGGCGGUGACGUCUUGUAUCGAGGCUACGUGGACGAUCCGCGCAACACGGAUAAUUCGUGGAUGGAAACGGUCGCGAUGAAUUUCCACGAUGAGACCGGUGAGAUCAUCGAUGCCGUCCCGUUGACCGCUGGUGAUGAUGCUGUUGGGGUCACGUGGAGAGACCUCUGUAGCAGUCAGCCGCUCUAUGCUAGUCAUUCAUCUCUUUUGGAAACAGUUGCUAAGAAGUUCGAUGCCUUCUGGUGAAUCGUCAAUCGUUAUAAAUCGUCCUUUCGCGAUUUUAACGAUGUGCGACGUUUCAUUCUGUCCAGUUAGUUUCGCUGUUGACAGAAAUGCAACGAAGAAUCUCCCACCCUCUUAUCACGCACAUCCCAGUCACCCUUAGCAUGGUGCAAGAAAGACUUAAAUGUCAAAGUUACCUGGUGAUAUUAACGGAUAUCUAUUUUUUACCGUAGUUCCUAGAGCACUUAAUACACACUAUCCUUUUUUGUUCCCUUUAACAGCAAAUUUUUACAACUUUAACUUUUUACAUUUAAGUUGAAGAAUGAUCACCGAUUUCAUCCCCUGUUUUCAUGAAUUGUUUUAGACUCAUUGUAGAAAAUAGCAAAGUCAGAAAUGUGUAAAUAUUUCUUUUCCUCUAUCAUGUAAUCCCAAUGAAAAAACAAAAAACACCAAAAUCCCCCCCCCUCCCUUUAAUCUGAGCUUAUAACUGUUAUAAACUAACCUUUCUCGCAAAAUUUUCCAGAGCGACCAAUCGGACAGUCGCACUCAUAAUGCUCGAUUAGUGGUACACACGUCGACCCUGACGAGCAAUUAUGUCUCGUGAAAUCGCACAAAUUAUACCGAUGUGAGCAUAAUGGUCCAAACCAGCCAUCCGGACAAAGACACCUGAAAAUUCACGAAAGUUUUGUAAUGCUUUCAGUUUUGAAAAUGAUUAUCAUGAUACUCAUUUCUUUGUAGUCAGUAAAUAUUUUUCUAUUACAAUAACAAUUGGUUAUCGUUAAUUUUAGUAGCAAAUUGUGAUCUUCAAAAGUAAACGAAAUAUUCAUAUCCAAAUAAAAAAAAUACAUUCCCGAA
Molecule: messenger RNA, 2116 nt
Organism: Bemisia tabaci
Lineage: Eukaryota; Metazoa; Arthropoda; Insecta; Hemiptera; Aleyrodidae
Product: ADP-ribose pyrophosphatase, mitochondrial
Molecular function (GO): ADP-ribose diphosphatase activity
Source: RefSeq, a predicted model, not a curated record